UGGGCGGACUGACACUGAUGAUGUGAUGUGGGCUGGAACUUUAACUUUUCAGGUUUCUUUUCUUCAUUUAUGGAGGAUUUCUCUGUUAUAUUAUGCAAAUAAGAUGUUGUGCAUCAGUUGAGAAAUAUUGAAGGUAUAUACGAACAUUUCUUUACCUCGUUGCCUAGGCUAAAAAAGGGUGAGGUUACAUUACUGAAGACUGGCUUCUGGCAUCUACGUCAUCAGACGUUCCUCAUUGGCUAGCGCUGCCACCCAGUGAACUUAUUUAGACCCUUCGAAACUACAAAUGCCAUGUGGAUGAACAUCAUUAGAGUCUCAACUGGUGCCCAUCGAGCAUGGUUGUCGAAACAUCUGAGGGUUGCUCGGUACCAUGCCGACAAUGGUAUCUAUGGUUACAAGCCAUCUGCCUGGAUGCAAAAUCAGUCUCCCAAAGUUAUGGAGUUGGAGACAAAUCGCAUCAGGAAUGCUAGUCUGUUGCAACUGGUCGAUGCAUACCGCUCCCAUGGUCACAAGAGGGCCAAGAUAGAUGCAUUGGCCAUGCAAAAACCCAAACCUACUCCAGAGUUAGAUCCUUCACUGUAUGGUCUCUCAGCAUCGGAUGGUACUAAUUUCGACCUCACAGGUAUUGUGAAUAUAGGUCAAGAGACUGCGCAUUUGUCCGAUAUCGUCCAGCACUUAGAACAGAUGUACUGUGGCACCACAUCAGUGGAAUUCAUGCAUCUUCCGGCAAUGGAAGAGAGAGCAUGGUGUGCUGAACGCUAUGAGGAGAUGCACAGAACUACCCUUUCUAAUGAAACCAAGAUGCAACUAGCGAUACUCUUGGCCAAAGCGCAGGCUUUGGAGAAUUUUAUGGCAGUCAAGUUCACAACUGUCAAACGCUACGGAGGGGAAGGGGCAGAGAGUGUAAUGGCACUGUUCUAUCAGCUCCUACAAGCAGCAGCGCAGUCUGAUCUCGAGCAGAUGGUUCUGUGUAUGCCGCAUCGAGGCAGACUCAUUGUUCAAGUCGGUCUUCUUGAGUUAUCAGCAACCCUCGUCUUUAGGAAGAUGAGCGGGCUACCAGAGUUUCCUGCGACUAACAAGGAGUGUGUUGGAGAUAUUCUUACCCAUUUGUAUCAGUCAGUCGAUUUGGAGUACAACAAUGGGAAAAUCCAUUUUACUAUGAUUCCAAAUCCAUCACAUCUAGAGGCCAAUCUUCCUGUUUGCAUGGGGAAGGCCAGAUCUCGCCAGCAGUCCCUCCAAGAGGGUGACUACAGUAAGGAUGAUGGUUCCUUAGUAGGAGACAAGGUCCUCUGUGUACAGGUACAUGGAGACGCUGCAUACGCUGCUCAGGGCAUGGCAAGUGAGAUGCAAGUUUUGGCGGAACUGCCCCAUUACAACGUGGGAGGUUCCAUCCACGUUGUGGUGAAUAACCAGUUGGGCUUCACCACUCCGGCUGAUCGGGGGAGGUCGUCCGUUCAUUGCACUGACAUAGCAAAGAUGAAUGGGAACCUGGUUGUGCAUGUAAAUGGAGACGAACCUGAGGAAGUUGCUAAGGCCAGUCAGUUUGCCUUUGACUACAAGCAGAAGUUCCGUCGUGAUGUCUUCAUUGAUAUGCAGUGCUUCCGGCGCCUUGGCCACAAUGAGAUUGAUGACCCUUCUUUCACUCAACCUACCAUGUAUGGAAUCGUCAAAUCUAGAACGAGUGUUCCUGAUCUCUACCUCGAUAAAGUCACUAAUGCUGGUGAAGUCAAUAGGGACGAAAUAGACCAAGCCGUGGCUGAGAAUCAGGAGAAACUGAACCAAUGUCUGAAGGCUGCCAAGACCCAUGAGCCGGAGCCUACCACCUUACAGCAACAAUGGAGUGGCUGUGUCCAAGCCCCUGCUCAUAUCACAAGCUGGGAUACAGGUGUUGAUGUUGAUGUUCUGCGCUUUGUUGCUGCAAAGUCUGUCACACUGCCAGAGGAUUUCACGCCCCAUCAUCAUCUUGUCAAAACAUUCCUUGAGGCUCGUCAGAAGAAGAUCGUGGAAGGGAAUGCCAUAGAUUGGGCUACUGCAGAGGCAAUGGCUGUCGGCUCCCUGCUCUAUCAGGGAUACAAUGUGAGGAUAAGUGGUCAGGAUGUAGGUAGGGGUACGUUUAGCCACCGCCAUGCCAUGCUAGUAGACCAGACUGAUGACAGUGUGUAUGUUCCACUCAACCACAUCACUCCUGAGCAGAAAGCCUUCUAUGAGGUUGCUAACAGUCCCUUGUCUGAGGAAGCAGUGUUAGGGUUCGAGUACGGCAUGACACUGGAGAACCCCAACAAUCUGAUCAUUUGGGAAGCCCAAUUUGGAGACUUCUACAAUGGCGCACAGACUAUUAUUGACACUUACGUCAUCGGAGGAGAAGUGAAAUGGUGUUUACAGAGUGGUCUGGUCAUGCUCCUUCCCCAUGGCUUCGACGGGGCUGGUCCGGAACAUUCUUCUUGUCAUAUGGAGAGAUUCCUACAGCAGUCUGACAGUAAGGAAGAUUCCGCAGAUGGUGACAAUGUUAAUAUCAGUAUUGUUCAUCCAACGACUCCUGCACAGUAUUUCCAUCUACUCAGGAGACAGAUGGUGAGGAAUUUCCGUAAACCGUUGAUCGUCGCUUCCCCCAAGGUUUUGUUGCGACUCCCAUCAGCUGUUUCAUCCCUGGCUGACAUGGCUCCAGGGACAAGCUUCAAACCUGUUAUAGGAGACACCAAAGCUAAUCCAAAACAAGUGGACCAUGUGAUUUUCUGCUGUGGCAAGCACUACUACAAUCUGAUCAAAGAGCGAGAACAACGUGAGGCUUAUAAUACCGCCAUCAUUAGAAUCGAGUCCCUCUGUCCGUUUCCAGCUGCCGAGGUCCAGACAGAGCUCAACAAGUACCCCAGUGCUAAAGUGUUCACAUGGAGCCAGGAGGAGCAUCGUAACAUGGGUCCCUGGUCGUUUGUUUCACCCCGCUUUGCCAAUAUCGCCGGAUGCAAGCUUCGCUAUUCUGGUCGUGGUGUUCUAGGUGUCCCUGCAGUGGGCAUGUCUAAGCUACACCAGGCAGAGGUCAAACAGCUUAUGGAAGAUGCAUUCAGGUAGUUCAAGCCUUUUAACAAGAAAAUAGGUAUUUAACACACUAGUAUAAUUUUCUGAAAGCCUCCCCUGAAAUCGGCGGCGAGAACAAGAACAAAUUUUAGGCCUUUUUCCUCGACUCAAAGCUCAUGAAUGUUCUGGGGUCUACAAGAUAUUUUAGUGAGAAUAAAAUUGGUCUCUUUUAGUUUGUUUCAGUCCUAAAAUAAAAACUAGAGAUUGCUGUGUGUAGUGUACCUGUGCUUAUUUUCAAGCAAACUUAAAUCGUUGAUUCUGAUUGGCCGAUCCAUAGCAACAAGAGUGUGAUACAAAUCUUAUUUAAACGGCCGCUGUGCAUCAAGCUUGCUUGAAGAUAAAUUUGUUAUUACACAUGCGCUUGUGGAAUACGUAAAGGUAAAGCAUGGAAAAUAUAGCAAUAAAGUAUUAUUUUUAUUAUUAUAAACUCAUGUCAAAGUCUGCCAAAUUUUGAACACAUUUGUUUGGAAUACCGACCUGGAGUGGUUAAAAGCUUCACUUUUGAAUAAUUUUCCCACCGUGAUUCCACUGUUAUAUCGUUGAUUUGUAUUUUAGUACUGGAGUCCACAUUGCAUCUGUUAACUUUUGUAUUGCACUAUCCACUGAGAUUAACUCUUUGAUUACUUUGUUUUCCUGACGCACUUUUGAAAGUAUCUGCAAUCAUGCUCUACUAAUUUUUGUUACAGUGGAAAGCUGCCAUAUCAGACAACACAAAAUCGUUUGAAAACCAAGGUUUACAUUAAUUGUUAUGAUGUUGUAUUUAAUCCUCCUAUCUAAACAUUUAAUUCCAACCAACCAAUUCAUGUGGUUUUGAGCGAUAAAUGCACUAUUUCUGCCUGCAUUAUUGUAAAUAUCAUUUGCAGGGACUGCAGUACACAGAUACUUGAACUCAGAUAAUUUCGUGCACAGCUGUGCACCGAGAUUGGAAUGGAAAUAACUGUUGAAAAACCUCUCUUUUUUUUCUGCAAGAGUUGACUUCCACAAAUGUUGAUUCAGCAUGCUACUGAUGUAGGAACAGACAUUGAAGGGAAAUUUAUGUGAAAAACUUAAGCAAGUAUUUAUCACCACCAAGCAAAGCCACAAAUCAUGCAAGAUGUGUAAUUAAUAUUUGUAUCUUAUUUCUGAAAUAUGGAAGAAAUAUUCUUUACGAUCUUACAAUUGUUUUAAGUUCCCGACAGCUAUUUUAUCUAAGUGCAUAAUCUGAAAUAUGUCAAAAUUUUACUUGGAAUAUAAAUGUUAACUCUUUCAUUGCCCACUUUUUUGUUUGCGUUUUGAGGUUUUUGUGUAGAAGAAAUGUGUAAGUCUUUCUCAUCAAACAAAUUAUAUCUUGCUGAUUUCUGUUGUCUUGGUGUACAUGCUGUAUUCAACAUUAUUCCUUGUUAGAGUGCCCUCUCAUGAUGAGAUGUUUCUUAUGUUUCUUACAUGUACGAUCAAUGAAACUUGUUGAGUACAUAAAAUAGAUUAUACAUGUGCAACCUCUGAAUGAGUUGAAGAUGACAAUAACCCAAGAAAUUUGUUUAACUUGAUGUGUCAACACUUUCCAAAGGUAUGAACGUGUAUUCUCUGGAAGCUUAGCAGUUUACACUUUUCAAUAUUCCAGACAUGCCACUGCAGUUUGAAACUAAUACAGCUAGACUUUAUACUGUGUUUUGACAUUUUCAACGCCAAAGCUGGGAACCAUGAAAGAAGAUGAUAAGUCGCUUGCCUAAAUUUUUAAAACUUUAUUUCUUUAUUUACUUUUAGACUCACAUGCAGGGUUCUUUUUAAAUUGGAUAAUGGUAUAUAUAUGGGUCAAGGAAAAAUCUAUUUUAUAAUAUUAUUUUGGGGAUAUUGUUUUACAUUUUUGUAAAAGUUUCAAUGUAUUUAAUUGUCCAAAAUACUUGUCGUUUUGCUUGAAAUUUCUCAAUGCAAUAUCUUACUGAAGUAUUCACCAGGAAUAAUUAUUUGGUGUGCCGAAAAUCUGGAAAGCAAUCUUCGUCCAAGAGAGAAAACAAACGUUUUUUUUACAAACAGAAUUUUGUAGCCAUUUAUGUAUUACAAACAGUCAUAUAAUUUUAUUGCAAAAUUAAAGAAAGUAUUUUGAAAUGUAUUAUAUAACACAAUCAAUGUUGGAGAUUGUUUAUGAUGGUUCUUAAUUGGGUAGAAAUACUUUUUUUGCUGCAAUAACAGGCUAGAGUAUGGUGUAAGCAAAUUAAAUAUUUGGCCGUGAAUAAACAACAUUGCCUACAACAAAAGGCUAGAUUGCUCAGUUAGUAGAGUGCCAGCACGUUAACCUGGAGGUCGUUGCUCAAAAUCUGCUUUAGUAAAGUUGUUUUUGUUCAACGCCAAAUCAUUAAACUUUAAAUACAAAAUA
This is a messenger RNA of Asterias rubens (European starfish), 5425 nucleotides long. Its product is annotated as probable 2-oxoglutarate dehydrogenase E1 component DHKTD1, mitochondrial. Gene Ontology annotation, biological process: tricarboxylic acid cycle. Gene Ontology annotation, molecular function: oxoglutarate dehydrogenase (succinyl-transferring) activity; thiamine pyrophosphate binding. Bases 292 to 3066 code for a protein of 924 amino acids. The record is from RefSeq and is a predicted model, not a curated record. Lineage: Eukaryota; Metazoa; Echinodermata; Asteroidea; Forcipulatida; Asteriidae. The transcript is spliced from 22 exons.